Messenger RNA from Cladocopium goreaui, 1872 nucleotides. NCBI's taxonomy places the organism in Eukaryota, Dinophyceae, Suessiales, Symbiodiniaceae. The record is from the annotation of a GenBank genome assembly.
AUGGCUGAACCAGCAGGGCCGGAUGAUCCCAGCCCUCCUUCGGUGGACUUUGGGGGUGGCAGCGAUGAGUCGCCCCCCCCCGCCGAGGGAACAGGUGCAGGGGGGCCGAGCCAUGCCGGUCCUGUGGAAAGGGAGGCAACGUUCCAAGAGGGCGUGAUGCGACCUAUGAGGGUGCAUAGCGCCUUGAAAAAUUCGAAGACCUUCGAGGAGUUCCGACGGAAUAGACCCUUCAAGUUCCUCCACUUGUACUCGGGCCCUAACGAUCCUCUUGGGAAAGCCAUCAAGGUCGAAGCAGCUCGAAACAGACUUGAGGUCGUGGUUCUGAGCCUGGACAACAAGUUGGACCCCACUCUGGACUUGUCUAGGCCGGCAAGUCAUCAGACGAUGAUGCAGGCAGAUCGUGGAACCAGAAUGGCAGUUCAGUCUGCGGAGGUCUAUGAAAAGCAGGUGAAAGCCUGCGAAGCACGUAAAGUUCCACCUCUUGCAACUUUAGAAAACCCCCCUGGAAGUGAAGAGUCGGGGAGUGCAUGGGAUCUACCUGAACUGCAACAGAAGUUAGAAGUCACUGGUGGAUCCAAGGUGCACUACAACACGUGCGCCUACAUGAUCAAGGACAAGGCGAGGUUCAAGAAACCGGGAGUAUGGGCAGGCCGGUUGGAGAACAUUAGAAAACUCUCCAAGGUGUGCAUGUGUCCAAAUUGGGUUACACAUGUUGCGCUGGUGGGCAAACAGCUUACAGCAAGUGCGGCACAGUACCCGGCGGCGUUGGCAGAGGCAGUCGCUGUCGAAGUUGUGGGAGUUUGGAAGAAGACCCUCAACCUCGAAUGGUGGAGGUUCAAGUUGGAGACAAAGUCGCAGGAGGUCAGCGAUCUUCAGAAGGCCUGGUUGGAAAACGAGGACAAAAAGAGCAGAGGUGAGACAGAAAGAACCCCUGCAUCAAAACGAGCUGCAUCGAUGGCCUUCAAGAUCGACAACAUCGAGAGCGAUGACUUGCCUUCGGGUUCAAAGGGGACCCCAUCGAAGAAGAUCAAGGAGAACCACAACAUGCUAGCCGUGGGAGGGAUGAGAAACCCCGCCAGGAGCGUCCGACGACUCACACAGCUGGGGGACGUUGGGAGAAAGAUCGCUCGCUUGUGGGACGAGUUCAUGGAGUCCCACCCAACAUCGAUCCGAGUUGCCGCAAACUAUGGCAAGCCCGACAACGCCUUUGAUCAGGAGUUGGUACAACUAUGGCGCGACACGCUCAAGGACCACCUGGCGGAGAUCGUCGAGAAGCCGGUGGUGGUCAAGGAGAAUUGGGAGUUCACAUCACCCCUGGACGCAGAGCUGUGGCAAGCAUGGGGAGCCGAGGCAGGAGACCCUGACCUAUGCCUGCCAGAUUUCAUCAGACGCGGUUCCUCUGGGGAUGGAAGUGCCGAUACCUCCGAGCGGAGUGAGGACGUGAACACGGACCCAGCGGGGGAGUUUGAGGCCCUCAAGUUCCAGCGCAACUACCAAUCGGUGAGAGACCAAACCACGGAGGCAACAAUCGAGAUUGACCGUUACGUCAACAAUGGGUUCGCAAAGAGGGUGAGCUGGGACUGGGUGAAACAGACCCUCGGCACCAUUGGCACCGUGUCCAAAAUGGCCCUCAUUCUGAAGGAGAAGGAGGACGGGUCGGUCAAGAGGAGAAUCAUCUUGGAUAUGAGAAGGAGUUUUGGUAACUCCAGGUCAAAGGUCGAUGAAAGGAUCGUCCUACCUCGACUGUCGGAUGUGGUGGCAAUGCUCCAAGACAUCUGGAAGAGGCGAGGUGGGGCGAAGGCCAAACGCAGGGACACGAACACCGAUGACUUUGAGUUCUACCUCAUUGACCUCACCAUUUUGGAGUGCUGA